GUUGCGGCAGUAAUGAGCAGUUGAGUCGCGAUCGCGAAGUUGAACAGAACUGAUUGUGCUGUGAUUUGUACUAUAAUAUUGAGUGACGAUCUGACGACAUAUUCCUAUACCUAGAACUCGUAAAACAUUAUCUGCGGAUUCCGGGAGUUUGUGUUGAUCGUUGCCGUUGAAUAAAGAAAUUGCGAUUUUCUUGUAUUUCAAAUGUUUACCGGGCGCCGCGAUCGAUAGUAAUCUGGGAUAAACCUACCUAAUAAUAUAAAAAAUACAAUGAAACUCAUCAUUAUCGGUGGGUUUCUGGCUUUAGCUACGCUGCUGUGGGUUGCCGAUGCUCAGAUAUCAACCUGUCAAACGCCGGACGCCAAACCGGGUCGAUGCGUGCUGCUGAAGGCCUGUGAUGGGCUGUUUACAUUGAUCAAGAAAAAGCCACUGCUCCCGGAGGAUCGGACCUAUCUAAGUCGAAGCCAGUGUGGAUGGUCCUACCAGGACAACCAUCCGUUGGUGUGUUGCUCGGAUUCGGUCGAAGCACCUCCACGGGCUUCCGAAUCUCUGCUUCCGGAAGUCGGUGUUUGCGGUAUUCAGACGAGUGAUCGCAUCGUGGGCGGAGUCAACACCAAAAUUGAUGAAUUCCCGUGGCUCGCUCUGCUCAAGUACGCUAAGCCGAACAAUGUUUUCGGAUUUCACUGCGGUGGAGUGCUGAUCAACAACCGGUACGUGCUGACGGCUUCGCACUGUGUCAAUGGAAAGGACAUCCCGACCACCUGGAGUUUAGCCGAGGUUCGUCUCGGCGAGUGGGACACCUCGACGGCGCAGGACUGCGAGGGUCUCGGGGUGGACGUGGACUGUUCGCCGGAUCCGAUCGACGUCGAAAUCGAGCGCAAAAUACCGCACCCAAGCUACAAUCCUCAGUCGCUGGAACAGUACAACGACAUCGCGCUGCUCCGAAUGGCCCAGAGUGUCCCGUAUACGGAUUUCAUCAAGCCUAUAUGUUUGCCGCGGAGCGACGAUUUGAAGACUAAGAACACCAUUGGCCAGAAGUUCCAGGUGGCUGGCUGGGGACGUACGGCCACGGCUCGGUAUAGUUCCGUGAAGCAGAAGGUGGGAGUUGAUGGAGUGGAUCUGGGUAAUUGUAACGAAGUUUACAAGAAGGAACAAGUGACGCUACAGGAUGGACAACUUUGUGCCGGGGGCGUGACCGGUAAGGAUUCGUGUCAAGGUGAUUCCGGUGGCCCUCUGAUGGGAGUCGGAAUUAAGAGUGGGGUACAGUUUUGGUAUCUGGCCGGAUUGGUUUCGUUCGGACCAACGCCGUGCGGUCAGGAGGGAUGGCCCGGGGUUUACACGAAAGUCGGCAAAUAUAUGGACUGGGUUGAGUCGAAUUUGGCUCCCUAAAAUGGGGGGAUGCCGCUCGAGUGUGAUGACAGUAUAAUGACAGUAUACAACUAUGUUUUAGAAUGCUCAAAAAUAAACGAUCAAAUUUACUACAA
Uranotaenia lowii is the source of this 1481-nucleotide messenger RNA. RefSeq names its product serine protease easter-like. NCBI's taxonomy places the organism in Eukaryota, Metazoa, Arthropoda, Insecta, Diptera, Culicidae. Gene Ontology annotation, biological process: proteolysis. The record is from RefSeq and is a predicted model, not a curated record. Gene Ontology annotation, molecular function: serine-type endopeptidase activity. The transcript has 4 exons. The coding region runs from base 268 to 1386 and encodes 372 amino acids.